AUGCGUACUGCGGGAGUAGACUGGGGGCGCACACACGCUGCUGCAGCACACACACACACACACACACACACACACACACACACACACACACACACAUCAUUUCCAGUGGAGAUUGGGAUACAGAGACGCAGCGCCACGACCACUCCGCUGUGUCUGCUCCUCGGUACGGACUGCUGAAAGUUCCGCGCAGAGAGGCGGAUAGAUCCAGCGGAUUAAAUCCACGCUCUCUUCUCUUUUUCCUUUUUUUCUCUCCAUUUCUCUCCUCCUCCUCCUCCUCCUCCUCCUCCUCUGGUUUCGUGUUACAAAGCCCUGGGAGGGAGUUGCGCGGAGAGCCAGUUCCUCUGUUAGAAAACCGAAUGACAGGAUCAUAUUGCUCGAUUUUGACGCGAGGUCUCUCUACACAUUAGGAGAAAAAUCUACCAGAGGAAUAUAAAGAAAAAGAGGAGAGGAACACCGCGCCAGAAAAACUGAUGAGGAUGUGGAAUAAUUUAUAACUCCGAUUGGAAAACAAAACAAAAAAACCCAGAUAACGGCGAGAGAGGAGAGAGAGAGCUGGGAGAGAGAGGGUGGACAGGAUAAUCUGUCGUCAGAGAGAGACGCGGAGAGGAAAGCGCAGGACGCGUUGUUUCGCCCGCGAUCAUCAACCAACAUCACCGGAAUACCAAGCCCAAUGUGACCUUCAUCUGAGUCGAGUGCGUCUGUUCAACAUUCACGAGGAGGACCGAGGAAACACAAGUGAACGAGAGAUUGAGGAGAAAUCACACGGCGAGGGAGGAGAACAAAAAUAAGCCGCCAGGAGCCGAGCUGCUCUCUCAAAGUCCCCCCCCCCCCCCCGAUCAAUUACUCAACGCCAGUUCCGACAGAAGGGAGCUCACGCGGGAGCCAUGUGCGGGACCAAGGUCUUGCUCCUGGUGCUUCUGGUUGGAUGGGAGAAGUCGCUGGGCCUCAACUGGAACCCGGUCCCCCGCAAAACUGUUCGAUACCACGACGUGUUGGACAGCAUGGCGAGGUUCAGCGUCCAGGGAGUCUGCAACUACAGCAUGCUGACUCUGUCCGACCACGAGAGGGUUCUGUACGUCGGAGCCCGGGAGGCUUUGUUCGCCCUGGACCCCAACGACAUCAGCAGACAGCUCCGACCACAGAUCGACUGGCCCGCUCCGCAGGAUAAGAAGAGGGAGUGUGUCGCCAAGGGGAAGAACAACCAGACCGAGUGCUUCAACUACAUCCGCUUCCUGCAGAGCUACAACCACACGCAUCUCUACACCUGUGGCACCUACGCCUUCCAGCCUAAAUGCACCUACGUGAAUGCUGAUUAUUUUGCCCUCAACACAGCCGCCCUGGAAGAUGGCAAGGGUAAAUGUCCAUAUGACCCUGCCAAGGGGCAUACAGGCCUGAUAGUGGAUAAGGAGCUGUACUCGGCAACGCUCAACAACUUCCUGGGUACAGAGCCAGUCAUCCUGAGGAAUCUGGGCCAACAGCACUACAGUAUGAAGAGUGAAUACUUGCCUGCUUGGCUCAAUGAGCCAGACUUUGUGGGUUCGGCCCUGGUGAGGGAGAGCAGCGGCAGCAAAGAAGGUGACGACGACAAGAUCUACUUCUUCUUCAGCGAGCGGGCGCUGGAGCUGGAGUGUGACACCGAGCUCACUGUGGCCCGAGUGGCCCGUGUCUGCAAGGGGGAUCUUGGUGGUACCAGGACCCUGCAGAAGAAGUGGACCACCUUCCAGAAAGCCCGGCUGGUGUGCUCCCUCCCCGAGCGCCACGUCGCCUUCAACAACCUCAGGGCCGUGUUCACGCUGCCGGGCCAGGACUGGAAGGGAACCACCUUCUACGGCAUCUUUCACGCCCAGUGGGGCGACGUGGACGUGUCGGCGGUGUGUCAGUACCAGAUCAGCGACGUGAAGAAGGUGUUUGAAGGAUCCUACAAGGAGUACAGAGAGGCAUCACAAAGGUGGGGACGCUACACCGGAGCUGUGCCCGCCCCGCGGCCUGGAUCGUGCAUCACUAACACCGACAGGGACGCCGGCUACAACAGCUCCCUGCAGCUGCCCGACGCCACGCUCAACUUUGCCAAGAAGCACCCGCUGAUGGACGACAAGGCUCUUGCUCGCCCCCUGCUGCUUACCAAGGGGGUCAACUUCACCAAGUUGGCGGUGGAUCGGGUCAGCGCCUUGGACCAGCGGGCGUACAACAUGCUCUUCAUCGGCACAGCGGAGGGCUGGCUGCAGAGGGUGGUGAUCUACGGCGCCGAGGCCCAUGUGAUCGAGGAGAUCCAGCUGUUUGAGAACGUUCAGCCUGUGGACAGCCUGACCAUCUCCCACUCCAAGAAGUACUUAUACAUCGGCUCUCGCUCCGAGGUUCUCCAGCUGCCCUUGGCCAACUGCAGCCGCUAUCAGUCACAGCCAGACUGUCUGCUCGCCCGGGACCCCUACUGCGCCUGGGACAGCGAGGGCCGGGCCUGUGUACGCAUCGACCUCCACCGCGGCUCCACCUCCUCCCUGUCACAGGACCUCAUGCUGGAAAGGUUCAGCCGGGGAAAAGCCAAGUUCGAUAAGCCCGUCUCCAUCCCCAGCCCCGAGCACUCCCGUCUGAGGAACGUGACCGUGGUGGUUGGGUCUGACAUGGUGCUGCCCUGCCAACUGGUCUCCAACCUGGCUCAGCCCUUCUGGGUCCUCAACGACCGCGAGCUCCAGCUGGGGGACCCCGAGGCGGGCGGGCCUCGCUUCGACCGCACCCUGAAGGCGCUCGUCGUCCCGGAAGCGGGCCAGAUGCAAGCGGGCCGCUACGUCUGCUACUCAGAGGAGCAAGGGGUCAAGUUUCAGACCGAGCGCUACCAGGUGGCCGUGGUCGCCAGCGCACCGGUCUUCAUGGAGGCCCGGGCUCCCGACAGCAGCAUGGGGCUCUUCUGGGUGCUGGUUAUCACCCUCGGGGCGGCGUGCCUGCUGCUCCUCGUGGCGGCGCUGUACCUGCGCAGGAGGCUGAAGCUGGCGCUGGGGAAAGGCGCCGACAUGAAGCCCCUGGAGAGCACGCUGGUCUACCCCAUCACGCUGCCCAAGGAGCCGCCCACCUUCGUGCCCAGCAAGAUGCCCAGCGACGAGGACCGCUUCUGGGAGACCGGCGCCAACUACUACUACUCGGACGGCUCGCUGAAGAUCGUUCCCGGCCACGCCCUGGGGCCCGCCAGUGUCGGCAGCACGGCGUCGCCCAGCGCCAUCCCGGGCCAGCCCAUCCACUCCCCGAGCCGUCUCAGCCUCACCAACAUCCGAGGCUCGGGUAGCAACGGCUACAUCCGCCUCAACCUGAGCACAGCAGGGGAGGAGAGGGCUAGCGGGGCCGGCGCUGGGGGCGGCGGGCUCGGGGGUCUCGGCAUGAGCGGGAACGAUUACUCCAGCCCCUUCAAGGAGGAGCUGAGGCGCACGCUGCAGCAGAGGAGCGUGCUGCCGGACGCCAACCCGGAGGAGUCGUCCGUCUAGGCCUUGUCCUCCUCCCGUCUCCGUUCCCUGAGUUGGAAAACAAAAAAACAACCAACCUACCUCUUCCUCUUCUCGAGGAACGCCUGCUCUCUCUCUCUUUCAGUGACCACGCUGUCAACUCCCCACGCUCUCUCUCUCUCUCGCGCGCCGCCAAUGCCCGAUUGGCUCACUGUAGACAUUAAUAGCACACAGCAUGUUAAAUAUACACAGAGUCGGUCAACACGCACUCCUACUAUUAUUGUGUUCCCAGCAACAUGCGGCCAUGUCUGGUGGCUUUUCUUCUUCUUCCACUGUGCGAUCGCCACACGUGUAAAUUUUGUAUUUAAAGAGGCUGAAUGCAAGAGGAGAACACCUCAAGCAUGGAAAUCAAACGAACGGCGCAACAUGUUUUUUCUGAUGGGCACAUUUCUUUUUUUUAUGUUAAGUGGACCAAGUGAGGCUUCAAGCCGGCGCGCUGAAGCCGCCAGUUAAUGAACGGUGGAAGUAUCUUGACUGGAAAUUACGAACUGAUUCUCUGUCCUUCUUUUCCUUUGAGACUUUUUUCAGCUUACUGCACUUAAAAAAAACUGGAAGCGCGUGUCUUCCCUUUUUUUUAGUACUUGAGAGCCGAGAGUGUGAGAGCGGUAUUAAAAAAAAAAAGAACAAAAGACUAAUUAAUCUGGAAGCAAGACGACAAUCAUGUCCCCGUAUAGCAGGAGCUCUGCGUGGGACCGAGAGGAGAGAGAGACAAAAGAGAGAAAUGAUGAGGAAAUGAAAUGCUAAAUGACGUGAAUUGGAGUGAAAGACACAAGGGGGUUUUCGAAUGAAGGACAAUCUCUCAAGACUUUCUCUGCUCAAUUUAUACCCCCCCCCCCCUUCCAUGUUGUAUUUAUCCCCCGAGAAAGUCUCUGAUCCCUCUUCCACUUUAAUUUGUCGUGACGGUUUGCUUUGAAUUAAGACAUUUCUUGUUGUUCUUUUUUCUUGUGUCUUACGGACGACGUCAGUGUUCUAACGGUUAUCGAGAGCCCCCCCCCCCCCCCCCCCCCCCCCGUUAAUGACAAUGUGAGGGGCAGGCGCUUACAUUCCCCCCCCUCCCCCCCCCCAACGAUGACCCACAAACGCACCUUCAAGUCCAAUAUACUACAAGUGCACUCCAAAUGACAUUUAUUCAGCCGCGGGUUGUAACAAAUAUGUGUUUUGGUUGAGCCCCUUUCGGGUGUUUGUUCAUGGCUUUAGAAAGAAAAAGAAAUGGCUAUCUGCAUUCAGCUCUUCGCAGCGGAACAGAAAACGGCACACUUAAUCCCAAAUCGAAGCUGACGUGAAGACAUUAGGCAUGGAGAAUGUAGUUGAACCCUCACUGUUACGACCGCUGUGGAUGUCUCAAUAAGUGCUUUAUAUCUCACGUGUUGGGUGAGGGUGGUGACUUGCACUGCCAAGAAGGAAACUUUCCCUCCCACACACACACACACACACACACACACACAUUUUUACGCACGGACUCUCAGUCCUCUGAAUGCCAACGAUACCGGACUAUCAGUGUCUGUGACGAUCUCUUAAACCCCCAUGAUGAACCCCCUCCCCUCGUACCGACGCCCGGAGAAUGACCCGGGGCUACUGUGGACGCAAACAGAGGAAGACUAACUGCUGGCUCCAGGCGCGAAGCUGCAGUGAACCAGUGGAAGCAGGGUCAGCUCUCUGGUGUUUUGGACCGUGUCUGUCGGGACCAGAGGAGUCCAGAGUGAAGGAAGGGGGAGGACAACCAACGUCCCCCCUCCUCCCCCACCCCUCUUCCCCAACUGUGUACAGAGCGCUGAGAGAGUUGUAGUAUAUCAAAACGAUCCCGACGUUUGAAGAGGAGGAACUCAUCAUCCGCCAUCAGCACUCCACCCUAGUGUUGCAUGAUCCUCUACAAGUGGACUGUACAUCUUUGAUACGACCAUCCUUGCCGCCUUGUGUUUUCAUUCUGAGCGGACUUUUACAGACGCUGAUAUUGUGAACGAAUGAUCUCUUUGGAUUAUUUAAAGAAAAAAAACACUAAACAUGUCUGAUUUUCUGGUUCAAAGGGUUGUACAGGAAUCCGUGUUUCCCCUUUUUCUGUGCCUCUCUUCACCUUUCCGAUAAGCCAAAGUAGACUGCAGUUGCUUUUUUUUUUUUUUUUGUUCUAGUUGAAAUUCUUAAAUUAAUUUGACCAGAUCAAUAUUGAAGUCUCAGCAGUCCGUCCACUUUUAACUCCACUGAGCUGAUGUCUGCAGCUUUUUUUCUGAAUAUUUUAUCCACUGCUAAAUUCUCCCUCGAGCGAGACGCAGAGAUCGCUUACGGCUGAUCGAUCCACUUCCUUUUUCCGCUUUCUGUUUAUACGUCAGCCAUGAUCUGCCAGCUCCAGUUCUUUAUGAGAUGAUGAACCAAAAAAAAUGUAGUCCCUGUUUAAUUUGUCUGCCCCUUAAAAACCAAAUAAGUAUCUGUUGAUUCAAAGAUUAGCGAUAGAUUGGCUCCACUUUCUGUCCUGGAGGAGUGAGCGAGCUCAUAACACUGGUACUCAGAUUGUCUUCAUAUGUUUCCCUUUUUGAAGAACACGUUGCAAAGACUACAAAUGCAAACGCGUACAGGUCUCCGCUGAUGAGAAAUGCAUGUUUGAUGUACUUUAUGUGCAUUCGUUCAGUUCUUACAUGUGUUUGCUUGUUAUAUUUCCUCACACGAGGCGUUAAGUUUGGCUUUCUUUGCUCACAUUGUUUUUUGUUUUUUUUGUUUCUGUUGACACUCCGGUUCUACUUUGCCCCCAUUUUUUUUGCCCGUCUUGUUAAUUGAUCUUUUAUGUUUGUUUUAAAAUAUGUUAAGUAACUUAUUUCACUUGUAAAAACAUGUUGAUAUUUAUUAUCAUUGUACAUAUGUCCUUAUUUUUUAUAUGUGUAUAUAUACACAAAUAAAAAUAGAGAUAUUA
Molecule: messenger RNA, 6387 nt
Organism: Labrus mixtus (cuckoo wrasse)
Lineage: Eukaryota; Metazoa; Chordata; Actinopteri; Labriformes; Labridae
Gene: sema4c
Product: sema domain, immunoglobulin domain (Ig), transmembrane domain (TM) and short cytoplasmic domain, (semaphorin) 4C
Exons: 17
Coding region: 885-3470 (861 amino acids)
Biological process (GO): neural crest cell migration; semaphorin-plexin signaling pathway; negative regulation of axon extension involved in axon guidance
Molecular function (GO): semaphorin receptor binding; chemorepellent activity
Source: RefSeq, a predicted model, not a curated record